CCGACACCUGUAGAUAGAGGAAAUUAUUAUAGGGAAUGACAUUUAUUCCAACCACAAAAGUGGGGGGUAAUUUCCUUCUCCAGAGAGCGUUGUGAAGGGUUUGAAUUAGAUGUGGGGGGUUGAAGCAAUUGUAACUAAAUACUGACCUCUGGUGGUUUCAAAAUGUUAUGUUAUGCUGCACAUCGACUAAAAAUAUAGAUCUGUUGGAGACUUGGGAACCGGCGGUAAAAUUACUUUCAUAUUUUCUUUGAUAGACUACAUUAUACAGCACUUUGUAUGCAAGAGUCUUUUCGGCUUAAGGCAUAAAGUAUUUUCAGUUUUCCAUGGAAACACAACCACCACCUUGUAUUCCUUUGAUGCUCCAGUCCUUUUCUCUCUUUAUACUGCCCACAGUCCCAACCCAAAGUGAACCAGAGAUGUCACUAAGACCUACAUGUGAGUCCUUGAUAUUGUUAUAUUAAGAAAAAAAGCAGCAGAUGAAUUUAAUUCAUAAUGGCUUACACAGAACAAUAAAUUAAAAAAAACAGCAUAAAAAAAACAUUUCAUGUAUUUUUUAAUACAUAAUGUUUGAGCAAAGAAAGUAGCAUGACACACAAUAUGACAAGGAUAUCAUGAAUAUGAGAAAGAAAAGAAAAACGAAGGACUUCGCUAAGUUGCCAUUGUACCAGCAGAUGGCACCAUAUCCCCAAGAAUCACUUGUUUUAAAUUUGAUACCUUCAAUACCAGAUAAAGAAAAACUGCUGUCGAGGAAGUGUACUUAGAGAUACUACAGACUAAUUAACCUUUCAAAUGUAACUGAAUUAAUUAUCCGCCCAUCUGAUUUCCCUACAGUGGAACAAGUCAAUGGAAGACUUUGAAAUUAAACUAACGAUAAGAGCCAACGGAGAAUGAAGCUAAAUCAAGACUAGGGUUACAUCUGUGAGAAAAACCUGGAAUUCCCUUCCAAAUGUAGAACACUUGCAUUUCAAUCUACCCUGAAGGACAUUUAAACAGUGCCAAGACCCACAUCUGACUGACUCACACAGCAAUUCAGAUGGUUUAACGUGUCAGUGAAUGGUAGCACUCAGUGUCAGACAGUCAUUCAUUGACUCUCGGGAAGUUGUCGAUUGAAAUGCAAAACACCUUAUCAAAUAUAAAGCGGGUCUAAAUUGAAAGACAUACACAGUAAAAAUUAAACGUGUCACAUCAAUAAUAGUAAAAGAACCCGACAUUAUUCUGGUCGUGAGCAAACCCUGUAACAGACUGUAAUUAAGACCACGUCACAUACAGACUAUUCAUAUAUUGACGAAACCUCUCUGAACCUGGGGUUUGGGAUGUUCACAUCAAUCCCCAAUGCUGGCCUCCUCUGCCAUCUGACGCACGUGUGAAGCGUGGUGUUAUUUUGGUGCACGCACUCCAUCAAUGCCAUUGGUUAUUUCUCUGGUUUGCAGGGUAAGCCAAGGGAAUAGAUGGUCAUACUCUUAGCAUGGGUUAGCAGGGGCACAAAGGCUCCUCUGUUUCUUGAGAUAUACUAACGAAAGGUACCAAAUGAAAAGGGCUCAGUAGCUACUGCCCAUCAAGAGGAGAAUCACUUCAUAAGCUUGACGGAAAUGAACGCACUACUCAUUGCUGCUAGCCUCUUGGUUGGACUGUUGGGUACGGGUAGUGACGCCAUUCCAUCAAACCGAUGGUCCUGCUACAAGAAGUUCCUGAAGGACAGGGACUGUCACAAUAUCGGUAUCACCAACGGAGUCGCGACCCUGCGACCCAUCGAUUCCCUGCAGAACCACUUCUGGGAAGGGAAGAAAUGCGACAUGGUGUGCUACUGUAAUUUCCGUGAGCUUCUCUGCUGCCCAAGGGAUGUCUUUUUUGGACCUAAAAUCUCCUUCAUAAUUCCAUGCAAAACCUUCUGAGCCAUCUGUUUGAGCAGACAGCGAAAAAACAGCCCGUCCAAUCAUCUGCGGGGAAACAAUGAAGGGAGGGGUCUAACGGGGUCAUGGGUGUGGGGCCCGUCCAAUCCAGGGCAUGCAUUAAAUCCUCACUUCAAGACCGCAACAACUAAAAUAGGUCAGAAGGCUGGACGCAAAUCAAAAGCACAAGAUUUGAAGCACUUUAAAAGGCCCCUCCCCCCUGCUUCCGUACAGUAUACAGUGCUAGGAAUAAAAUUAGCUACUUUGAGAACAGUCAGUGUGAUACGUGUAUAACAUAUACUGUGUGUGUAGUUGGUGUGCUUUCUUUGUCUGGGCAACAUAAUGUUGGCAUUCAUAACGUCUUGCUUCUUUAUCUACGCCCACACAUGAACAGGCCUCACAACUUGGCAAUAGCAGUUCUUGGCUAUUCCAACUGUUGGAUGGGUCUUGGUAUUGGACUACUGUACAGUCACAAGUUAAAUUGGUUAAGUACUAAUUAGUGUGUAAUUCCUUGUAUAAUGUGUAUUAUAUUUUAUUUUCAAGGCUACUGAACACAGGGAAUGUCAUCAAAUGUGAUCUUGUGAAGCAGGUAGAAGGAAGGACUAGGAGGCUUUUUCAGCGUUUAAGUGAAAAAUGUUGUGAUAAACAAUUUUUCAAUAACAAACUUCCAUUUUAGAGAACUUUGUAACUUAGGCCUAACUAACAUGGCUUAACCUACUAGAACAACUGAUGGAGUUUGUUAUAACUAAGUUUUCAAACUGCUCCAUUGCAACUCCUUGUACUCAUCCAAUGAUUUUGUAUCAAUUACAUUACUGUGUGGGAUAAUAUAUAAUAAACUGAUACCCUUGAGUGUAA
Messenger RNA from Esox lucius (northern pike), 2744 nucleotides. RefSeq names its product scrapie-responsive protein 1. The record is from RefSeq and is a predicted model, not a curated record. NCBI's taxonomy places the organism in Eukaryota, Metazoa, Chordata, Actinopteri, Esociformes, Esocidae. Bases 1590 to 1892 code for a protein of 100 amino acids. The transcript has 3 exons.